Messenger RNA from Echinops telfairi (small Madagascar hedgehog), 5104 nucleotides. RefSeq names its product adaptor related protein complex 3 subunit delta 1 (gene AP3D1). Gene Ontology annotation, cellular component: AP-3 adaptor complex; terminal bouton; endosome membrane. Bases 1 to 3882 code for a protein of 1293 amino acids. The transcript has 31 exons. NCBI's taxonomy places the organism in Eukaryota, Metazoa, Chordata, Mammalia, Afrosoricida, Tenrecidae. Gene Ontology annotation, biological process: neurotransmitter receptor transport, postsynaptic endosome to lysosome; synaptic vesicle budding from endosome; Golgi to vacuole transport. The record is from RefSeq and is a predicted model, not a curated record.
AUGCAGCCCACCGCCAUCAAGACAUUCAUGGUCGGGCCGGCCGUCACUCCUAGCCCCUCCCCUAGCCCCGCCGGCAUGACUGUGGAUCACCUGGCCUGGCUGGUGUUCAUCCCGGCCAAGUACAUCUCCCAGUGCAUUGACGAAAUCAAGCAGGAGCUGAAGCAGGACAACAUCGCCGUGAAAGCCAACGCCGUCUGCAAGCUGACCUACUUGCAGAUGCUGGGCUACGACAUCAGCUGGGCUGCCUUCAACAUCAUCGAGGUGAUGAGCGCCUCCAAGUUUACCUUCAAGCGGAUCGGGUACCUCGCCGCCUCGCAGUGCUUCCACGAGGGCACAGACGUCAUCAUGCUGACCACCAACCAGAUCCGAAAGGACCUGAGCAGCCCCAGCCAGUACGACACUGGGGUUGCGCUGACGGGCUUGUCCUGUUUUGUCACCCCAGAUCUUGCCAGAGACUUGGCAAAUGACAUCAUGACUCUGUUUGGUGCUCUGACGCCGUUAGAACCAAGACUGGGCAAGAAGCUGAUCGAACCACUCACCAACUUAAUCCACAGCACCUCUGCCAUGUCCCUGCUCUACGAGUGCGUGAACACGGUCAUCGCAGGUGAGCGCGCCUCCCGGCCAGUGGUCUCAGGGCUGUGGGGGUGGGCCGAGGCCCUCUGUGUAGCUGUGAGUGUGCACUGCACAUCUAGAGAAAGCCCGGCUGCAGCGAAGGUUGUGCUGACGUGGACUUGCUCCCUAGUGCUCCUCUGGCCACAUUCACUCUCUUCAAAGAGGCUCUUGGAGGCUGGGCCCUCUCACCCAUACAUGCUCAUGACCUCUACAGACAGCAUCACAGCGCCUAAAGCAGGGCAAAGGGGGAUACGCACAAAGGUGGGGUUAAGGUGGAGGCAGGGCUGGGUGCCAAGCUGGGAGUUGUGGGUGCUGACAAGGGUGCACUGGGAAUGCAUAAGAUUACACACCAAAAACAGAAGCAGGAAAAGUGAACCACCCAAACCAUGGUGGCUCGAACAGGGCCAAACUACCCCUAUGGAGCUCUUUGGAAGAAAUUACAGAAGACCUACAAAGAUGGAAGCCCAGCCCGUGUUCAUCAACGGGAAGACCUGUGUGUGCAGGGCCGAGGCCCACCUCCACCUUCUCUUGCAGCUUUGUGUCCAGAAGUUGCGGAUAUUGAUAGAAGAUUCCGAUCAGAACUUGAAGUACCUGGGCCUUCUGGCUAUGUCCAAGAUCCUGAAGACGCACCCCAAAUCCGUGCAGUCCCACAAGGACCUCAUUCUGCAGUGCCUGGACGACAAGGACGAGUCCAUCCGACUGCGUGCCCUCGACCUGCUCUACGGAAUGGUGUCUAAAAAGAACCUGAUGGAGAUUGUGAAAAAGCUGAUGACCCAUGUGGAUAAGGCAGAGGGCACCACCUACCGGGACGAGCUCCUCACGAAAAUCAUCGACAUCUGCAGCCAGUCCAACUACCAGUACAUCACCAACUUCGAGUGGUACAUCAGCAUCCUGGUGGAGCUGACGAGGCUGGAGGGUACCCGGCACGGCCACCUCAUCGCGGCCCAGAUGCUGGAUGUGGCCAUUCGAGUGAAGGCUAUCCGGAAGUUCGCUGUGGCACAGAUGUCGGCACUCCUGGACAGCGCCCACCUGGUCACCAGCAGUACCCAGCGCAAUGGCAUCUGUGAGGUGCUCUAUGCUGCCGCCUGGAUCUGCGGGGAGUUCUCCCAGCACCUGCAGGAGCCCCAGCAGACACUGGAGGCCAUGCUGCGGCCCAAGGUCACCACGCUGCCCGGCCACAUCCAGGCGGUGUAUGUGCAGAACGUGGUCAAGCUGUACGCGUCUGUCCUACAGCAGCAGGAGCAGGCAGGGGAGCACGAGGCCGCCCAGGCCGCCACCCAGCUCCUGGUGGACAGGCUGCCUCAGUUUGUGCAGAGUGCUGACCUGGAGGUCCAAGAGCGGGCCUCCUGCAUCCUGCAACUGGUUAAGUACAUCCAGAAGCUCCAGGCCAAGGAGGUGCCGGUGGCGGAGGAAGUCAGCGCCCUCUUUGCUGGCGAGUUGAACCCAGUGGCCCCCAAGGCCCAGAAGAAGGUCCCCAUCCCAGAUGGCUUGGACCUGGACGCCUGGAUCAACGAGCCACCCUCGGACAGCGAGUCAGAGGACGAGGCGCCCAAGGCCAUCUUCCAUGAUGAGGAGCACAAGGCGUCGCGGCACCGGCAGCCAGAGGCCGAUGAGGAGGAGCUGGCCCGGCGUCGAGAAGCCCGGAAGCAGGAGCAGGCCAACAACCCGUUCUAUAUCAAGAGCUCCCCGUCCCCACAGAAGCGGUACCAGGAUGCACCGGGUGUGGAGCACAUCCCUGUGGUCCAGAUCGACCUCUCCGUCCCCUUGAAAGUCCCAGGAAUGCCAGCCUCCGAUCAGUACGUGAAACUGGAGCAGGAGCGGCAGCACCGGCAGCGGCUGGAGAAGGACCGGAAGCGGAAGAAGCAGAAGAAGGAGAAGCGGCGUGAGGGCCGGCAUCGGCGCCACAGCUCGCUGCAUACAGAGAGCGAUGAGGACAUCGCCCCUGCCCAGCAGGUGGACAUUGUCACCGAGGAGAUGCCUGAGAACGCUCUGCCCAGUGACGAGGACGACAAAGACCCCAACGAUCCCUACAGGGCCCUGGACAUUGAUCUGGACAAGCCCUUAGCUGACAGCGAGAAGCUGCCCAUCCAGAAACACCGAAACGCAGAGACCCCGCAAUCCCCCGACAAAGAGGCCGCCCCUGUGCUGGAGAAGAAGAGCAAGAAGCCCAAGAAGAAGGAGAAGAAACUGCACCGCGAGAAGGAGCGGAGGAAGGAAAAGGAGAAGGCCAAGGACCUGGACUUCUGGCUGUCGACCACACCGCCGCCGCCCGCUGCCCCAGACCCCACCCCAUCCCUGGGUGAGCCUGAGGUGGACGUGGUAGUAGUCUCAGCUCCCACGGAAGAGGGCCAGGAACUCAGGAGGGCAGCGCCCGAGGACGAGGACGAAGAGGAGCAUGAGCUGGACCAGAAGCCCUCCAAGCAUAAGAAGAAGAAGCACAAGAAGGAGAAGGAGGAGAAGACCAAAGAGAAGAAGAAGUCCCGGAGGAAGUGGCCCCCCAGCGAGGAGCCGCCCGAGGAACCUGUGCAGAACGGCUCCCUGGAGGGGGACCCGCUCCCGCCCAUGUCCAGCUACUGCCUUCUCGCGGAAAAUGCCUAUAUUAAGAUGACAUACGACGUGCAGGGCAGUCUGCAGAAGGACAGCCAGGUCACCGUGUCCCUCAUCCUGGAGAACCUCAGCAGCAGCUUCCUUAAGAGCAUGGAGCUCAACGUGCUGGACUCGCUCAACACCAAGAUGGCGCGGCCCGAGGGCACCUCUGUGCAUGACGGCGUCCCCGUGCCCUUCCAGCUGCCCCCAGGUGUCUCCAAUGAGGCGAGGUUCGUGUUCACCGUGCAGAGCAUCGUUAUGGCCCAGAAGCUCAAGGGCACACUGUCCUUCAUUGUCAAGAAUGACGAGGGCUCCACCCACGAGAAGCUUGACUUCAAGUUGCACUUCAGCUGCACCUCGUACCUGAUCACCACCCCUUGCUCCAGUGAUGCCUUUGCCAAGCUGCUGGAAUCAGGGGACCUGGGCAUGAGCUCCAUCAAGGUGGACGGCAUCACCAUGUCCUUCCAGAACCUUCUAGCAAAGAUCUGUUUCCACCACCAUUUUUCCGUUGUGGAGCGAGUGGACUCCUGCGCCUCCAUGUACAGCCGCUCUGUCCAGGACCACCACGUGUGCCUCCUGCUGAAGAAGGGGGAGAAUUCCGUGUCUGUCGACGGCAAGUGCAGCGAUCCAAUCCUGCUGGGCAACCUGCUGGAUGAAAUGAAGGUGACGCUGGCCCAGUGCUGAGCGCUGCUGCCUCGCCGCCCUCGGGGGACGGUGGAUGGCACCACCUCCCUGCUGUCCGCACAUGCUGUCUGGCUGUGUGUUUCCUCUCAGUCCUCUGCUGCCUGUGUGUGGGCGUCCCCAAGUUACACGUUGUGUUGGUUUAUCUUACUUUUGACUUGGAUUCUUCUCUUCCAGCAAGAACCCUGCUUCCACUCAGGGGCUCGUACAGCCAGUGCGGGUGGUGGGGGGGCGGACUUCCUCCCCCACACUGGCGUGGCAUCCUGUCAGGGCCGCCUCAGAAGUGAUUGCUGCUCUGGGCACCAGGGGGCGGUAGAUGGUGCCCUCCCCAUCCCCACUCCCCUCCCUGGAGGGGCCCUUGCUGACGUCGUCCAUAAAGACACCCAAGUCCUCAGAGUCUAAGACAUCUUGACCAGUGGUGUCUGGUAGUGGAGGACCAUCCGGGUUGGUCACUAUGGUCGACACGUCCACCCUGUCUCCAGAACGCCAUUCUGGGAGGACAGUUGUGUGGGUUGUUGUUCCUUGUGAUCCUCGGUGUCCGCCCACUGCCAGCUAGCCAGGUCCCUGGGUCCCCUGGCCGAGGGUCCUGCUGCAGUGGAGGGCAUGGAUGUCAGGGUGGAUGAGGGCUGCCGCCUGUGGGUGGGCUGCAAGCCCUCGCAGAUUGGCAGACGUUUUGCUCAGAAUCACUGCCGAGACAAGAAUCAGGCCCUUGUUCUUUGUUUUUUUCUGUUCAGUGUGUCUUGUUUGCUUCAUUGUGGGGUGCCCCCCACCUUGUCACUGUCCACACCGAAAGGUUGUCUCUAAUUGUACCUGCAGCUGUUGGGAGGGCCCCCGGCAAUGGCUGAGUGGGAUGCACUUCUCAUGGGCCCCCUCCCCUGGGCCAUAGCCCACUCAGUGGCUGGAUCCCUGCACACCGCCUCCGGAGCAGGAGGGGCCUUGGCCUCUGGGCUGGCCGGCCAGCUCACAAAGAGGGAGGUGGGGAGACAGGCCUCCCUCAGAAAUGCUGGUCCUCGAUGGCAUUUUAACGUCUUUCUGAUGAAAACUGUCACUUUAGCAUGUAGAAUAAUCUAUUACAGAAUCCUGUGCAGUGAUUCUAGAAUUUUGAAAUUGUAUGAUGUGUUACAUAAGAAUUUAUUUGCUAUCGACAUUCCCAUAUACAGGAGAGACAUAUCACGCUGCUGUAAUGAUUUUGUGUCAAGAUGAUCCAAUAAAAUUGCAAAACAGA